Coprinopsis cinerea okayama7#130 is the source of this 1894-nucleotide messenger RNA. RefSeq lists its product as hypothetical. Lineage: Eukaryota; Fungi; Basidiomycota; Agaricomycetes; Agaricales; Psathyrellaceae. The record is from RefSeq and is a predicted model, not a curated record. Bases 1 to 1671 code for a protein of 556 amino acids. The transcript has 3 exons. Gene Ontology annotation, molecular function: protein binding.
AUGACCUCGCGAAGACCGCCUGCCACCGCCACGAAUGCUGUUGCCAACAACGACUACCCAACACCAAACUAUACUCUUGACGACGAGCAGCUGCUCGCAAUCUCUUCUUCCCUCGUCCUAGACUCUCCCGCCGACAUGCAGCCCCAGCGUACCAGCAACCUCGACGACGUCCCUGAAGAAGACGGCUCAACUACAGAAGGCGCAAACUCGACAGGAUCAGGUCCAUAUGGGAACCCCAGCGCCGCAAACUCGUCUUCAACCUUCCACCAAGGCCAGGGUGGAGGGAGCGGGACGUCCACACCGACCAUCCCGCCACAGAUAAUCGCACCCGGACCAGGACACCAGCCCUCUUCAUCUUCUUCUUCGACAUCGUCCUCGAGAGCCCGCAAGGCGCCCAGUGUGCGGACUUUAGGCAGGCCGUCUAAUGACCACCUACAGCCAGGGUCUUCCGGUGGGGGUGGGGGAAGUGGAACUGUGAGAAGGACCGCGUCGUCGGCGUCCUCAAAGGCUGGCCGGAGUUCCAGCUCUGCGCAUCACCAACUGAACCGAUACAGGAGCACACCGCGACUGCCCCACGAUAAAGACAUUGCACCAGCACCGGCGACAGGGAUGUAUUGGAGUAAAGCACCAGUGUGGGGGACGCUGCCUUCGCGGACCCUCCGUGCGCAUACAGCGACCCUAAUCGACAACACUGCCUGGAUCCUUGGAGGCAGCGACGAUAAAGACAUCUCGAAGGAUAUCUACUGUUUCGACACAGGCAAGUCCUCUUUCACCUGUUCCCCCUUUCCUUUUCCUCACAGAUUGCAUAAAGAAACUUUACAAUGGACGCACCCAGAUACAUUAGGAGAAGCACCACCACCUUGUCGAGCACACACAGCAACCCUCAUCGACAAGAAGAUCGUCAUGUAUGGAGGUGGAAUCGGAUCGAUAUACUACGACGCAGUCUACAUCCUCGACACAACCACAAGAACAUGGACCAGACCCCACAUCCUCGACGGACCUCAACCUACAGGCCGACGUGCACACACCGCAGUCUACUACAAGAACAAAGUAUGGGUAUUUGGAGGAGGAAAUGGGCUGAUGGCCCUAAACGAUGUAUGGACACUGGAUUUGGGUCCAGGGCAGAAUGGGUACCCGGAUAGCGAUGGCAAGCGAGGCCUACGAUGGGAAGAACAGCACACGACAGGCAAGAAACCCGGUCCUAGAGGAUACCACUCUGCAUCACUCAAGGGCAACACCAUGGUCGUCGUAGGAGGGAGUGACGGGAAAGAAUGCUUCACGGACAUUUGGCUUCUGAACCUAGAUACUCUCGCUUGGACGAUAUGCAAACCGCAACCCCAGCAACCGCUGUACAAACGGCUCUCACACAGUGCGACCCAAGUUGGGUCCUACCUUUUCCUCAUCGCAGGACACAAUGGCCAAGAAUACUGCUCCGAAAUUCUGUUCCUCAAUCUUGUUUCCCUCCAAUUCGAACCUCGCAUAAUCUACGGCAAACCACCGAGCAUACGAGGAAACCACGCAACUGUCCUCGCAGAUAGUCGGAUAUUCCUGUUCGGCGGGUUCAACGGUCAAAUGAGCUUUGACGACGUUCACAUCUUGGAUUUGGCAGCCGGAGCCUACCUACCACAGGUGACAGAGUUCGAAAUCAACGCCAUUGGAAAUGGGCUAUGAUGCUAAUUGCAUUAAUUGUAAUUUAUCAUGCCUACCCGCCAUGUCAUGAUGAAGUAGUAUCACGGUCGAAUACAACAGAUGGAACACUCUAUACCCUCCGGCAAAAUUCUAGGACGGUUUCCGUUGCGAUCGAUAUAACCCUUUUGUACACCUUACACCUAGGCUAUGCUAUAACCCGUACACAAGAGACUCGAGAGCAAUAAAACGUAAAUCCAAAAAGUAC